Messenger RNA from Hyposmocoma kahamanoa, 3522 nucleotides. It is a transcript of the gene RhoBTB, whose product is annotated as rho-related BTB domain-containing protein 1. The coding region runs from base 141 to 2333 and encodes 730 amino acids. Gene Ontology annotation, molecular function: GTPase activity; protein binding; GTP binding. Gene Ontology annotation, biological process: small GTPase-mediated signal transduction. Lineage: Eukaryota; Metazoa; Arthropoda; Insecta; Lepidoptera; Cosmopterigidae. The record is from RefSeq and is a predicted model, not a curated record. The transcript has 20 exons.
AGCUAUACUUGUAGGAAGUAAACGUACGGUUGUUGUAACAUCAUCGCUACCAAUCGCUGCGAAAAUGCACAGAUGAUCAAUGUGGAUUCGUGGAAAAUAGUGUUGUAAUCAAUUAUAAGUGUUUCAUUGAAGACAGCACAAUGGAUAACGAGCAGCCUCAUCAAGAGCUGGUGAAAUGUGUCGUAGUGGGUGACACUGCUGUGGGCAAGACUAGGUUGAUCUGUGCUCGUGCAUGCAACAAGCAUGUGUCUCUAUCACAGCUGCUAACUACACAUGUUCCUACUGUAUGGGCUAUAGAUCAGUACCGGAUAUAUAAAGAUGUGUUAGAAAGAUCUUGGGAAGUGGUAGAUGGAGUAAAUGUUUCUCUCAGAUUGUGGGAUACAUUUGGUGACCAUGAGAAGGACAGAAGGUUUGCUUAUGGAAGGUCUGAUGUGGUGCUUUUAUGUUUCUCCAUAACAAACCCAAUUUCAUUGAGGAACUGUGGGGCUAUGUGGUAUCCAGAAAUAAGGCGAUUUUGCCCAAACACACCAAUUUUACUAGUCGGAUGUAAAAACGAUCUACGAUACAUGUACAGGGACGAAAAGUAUCUGAACUUCUGUAAAGAUCGGAGUCCCUUUGUAAGAGCACCAAGAAAAAGCGACUUAGUAAUGCCCGAUCAAGGCCGUGCAUUAGCUCAUGAACUCGGAAUUUACUAUUAUGAGACAUCAGUAUUCACUUACUACGGCGUAAACGAAGUGUUUGAGAAUGCUAUACGAGCUGCUUUGAUUGCUAGGAGGCAACAAAGGUUCUGGAUGACAAAUUUAAAAAGAGUACAGAGGCCUUUGCUGCAGGCUCCUUUCAGACCUCCCAGACCGAUGGAACCAGAAGUGUCGAUUGCAAACAGCACGUAUUUGGAAAACAUGGCGAUAUUGUUGCGUCAACAAUAUUUCUCUGACAUGGUAAUAAUUUGCGGCGCUAAAGGCUUCCCAGUGCAUCGUUUCAUGAUGGCAGCCGCCUGCGAGGCCUUCCACCGCCUCUUCACCACAGACUCUGUGCAUUUAUCCACUGAACUGGCUAGAUCUUCCAGUGAAAGCAGUAUGGUUAGCAGCAUGGGUGAGGCAACUACGGGAGACUUCAAUGAAGAUACUGAAUACUUGAUCAGACAAGACCAAGCUAAACAGAUGAGAGUGUGGGAUCAAAUAAAGCGGCGAUCGUCAUGUCAGAUCCUGCCGCUUAGCGAUAGCUGCAAAAAGCCGCCGGAUCUCUACAGAGAGGUCAACCAUCCCGCUAUUUACUCUAUUCGAGUUGUCAAAUGCGACAAAGUGCAACACGCGACGUCACAGACGCAAACCAUUGUAACCAUGAGCAAGUUAAUAUCCCAAAUCGUGAUGCAGGAGAUUAUCAACUUUAUUUACACCGGGGCUUUGGACAACAGUGCCUUUAAACAACAAUCGGCUGCUAUUGGAUUACUACUGGAGAUUCGUCAAGCCGCCGAGUUAUUAGGCUUCCACGAAUUGACGAAGCUCAGUCAAUUCAUUUUGGACCAACACCUGUUAUUCGAUAAGGCGUUUAUGCAUCAAUUUCAUACGCCUUUACCUCAAAGACUACGCGAAAUGUAUGUAGAGCGCAAUCUCUUCGCCGAUGUGACAUUUGAUCUGGAUGAUGGAAUCCACCUCGCACACAGAGCUUUAUUAAUGGCCCGCUGCGAUCCUAUGAAGGCAAUGUUCCAGGGCCACUUUAGGGAAAGCACUUCUAGAGUGAUCUCCUUCCCCGGGGUAAAGAUGUACGCGUUCCACAUACUCCUAUGCUAUAUCUACUCAGAUAAGAUACCAAUGGUUGAACCGACUCGAUGCCUCGAGCUCCUCGAGCUUGCCAACCGUCUCUGCAUGAAUAGAUUGGUCACACUGGUCGAGGCCAGGGUUAUAGAUCAGUUACAGCAUCAAGAUAGAGUCUGUGGCGAUGACGAUCAAGUGGUCGAGAUAGCUUUGUCAUUACUAGAGCCUGUCAAGUUGCACAAUGCAAAUACGCUAUGGGAGUGGUGCCAGUGGCGUUUGUGCGGCGCAUAUGACCGCGCCUGUCGCGCGAAACAUCUCAGCCCCGCCACCAGGGACUACCUAUCCGACAAUCGAUGGCCGCCUGUCUGGUAUGUGAAAGAAUACGACUAUUACCAGAAGUGCCUGACGGAACAAAGUAAGGAGAUGAAGGAUAUUCGUCCCAAUACAUCGGUGCAGGCUAGUCAGCAGACUGGCUGUCUCUGUUUCGCUAUAGGCAAAGUGCGUCGCGAGAGCGAGCCGGGCCCUGACGCAACGACGGCGCUAUGCCGUAGCGCUGAUGUACCUCACCCGCCGCUCUGACACCUGCCUUACUGGAGAUCUCUCCGUUUCGCGGUGCUCCUGCCAGUGUCAAUGUGUUUCAUGAGCACGAUACUGACUAUACUCGUACUGUUCCACGUUUACACCUAAAUAGUAAUUAUAAUUCGAAUUAAUUACCACUAACUAUGGAUUAUAAUAAUUUCUAAUUAUUUAUAGUGUUGCACUCUCGUAAUGUUAAUUGUAAUUUGAUAGUAAACACUUGACUGCUAUUUUUACGUCACGUUAAGAAGUCGGUAUUUCAGAAUAUUUAGCUCAUUAGAAUCAUUUCUAAAUUCGUAAAUCUUUUUAUCAAUUAUUAAUUAAAACUGAAGGGAUGUUGUUGUCGUUAUUACUCCGUACACUUUGUAUUUGAUCGCGCCCAGCUGCAUGUGCGAUCAUGUAUGCGGUAGCAAUAAGCUGACGUCAUUAAUAUGUACUGUCUCCUUGUCAUAACUAACGCAUUUCCAUAUCUCCAAUGAAUACUUUAACUGUCUCCGUGGCCGAACGGUUACCAUGCCGGACUGCCACGCAGAGGUCCCAGGUUCGAUUCCCGGGCGUGCAUUAUUAUUACUACGCCCUUAAUUUUUGGAUCAGUUCUGUUUUUAUUUUGUUUUUCUUGUUUUUUCACAAAAUUCUGGAAGCAUAAUAUUACUAAACAAAUAUGGCUGUAUACAAAAAUAACAGAAAAUUACCAAUAAAUUUAAUAAAGUUGGCAUUGGAGACAUAGAUUUGCACUUUGGUAAUUUUCGAGAUGUUGCCAUACAAAAUUUAUUUUUUCUUGGAAAAAUGUCAAUUACGCUGAUUUUGAUUUACAAUAAAACUGGAACCAAAUAAUAUAUAAGAAAACCGAGGAUUGUAAACCUCGGUUCGCGGAUUCUAGAUAUGUUAUUAACUCAAUUUCGCUAAUAAUGGCUUGGAUACAAGUCCUUGGAGCCAUGUCUUCGUUUAAUUAUCGGGAUUCUCGAUAAAUAUAUUCCAUUGUAGUUCUAAUACAUUAUGUUUUCACUGUCCAUUAAAUCUCUUAGGUCCCUUGUUUGUGUUUGCUAAAUAGUCUUUUAAGCGGCAGGAUUUACUCAUUUAAAUCACGUCACUUUGAACAAAAAUUUUACAUUCGUAAUCAGUGGAAUUUUCAGGAUAAAAUCUGUUGUGGUUUGGUUUAAAAUAAGGAAUAUAGUUCUAACUUACUUCAUCA